AUGUCGCCAAUGUCCCAAUGGCUAUGGAUGGCCCUCGCGAUGGCAACUGCCUCUGCGGCACAAGCCUCCAGUGUCAUGGACACAUAUGACUAUAUAAUCAUAGGCGGCGGAACCGCGGGCAUGACUCUAGCUUCAAGAUUAUCUGCAGUUCCAGAGAACACCGUGCUUGUUAUUGAAGCUGGAUCCCUAGAUAAUUACGAAGCUGCAGUCAUGAUUCCUCGAUUUUAUCCAGGAGCAUCUGGCUUCGCUCCUGGAACUAGAUACGACUGGAACUUGACGACGGUGCCCCAAACAUUUCUCCAAGGGCAGACUGUCAAUCUGACUCAAGGCCAAACCAUCGGAGGCAGCAGUACUGUGAACGCGAUGAUCUUCGACAGAGGGAUGCCGUCGAACUAUGAUUCUUGGGCCGCACUUGGUAACGAAGGCUGGGGUUUCGAGAACCUAUUACCGUACUUCAAGAAGAGCGAGACCUUCGCAGCAGCGACUCCAGAGCAUGCCUCACUCUACGGCCUGACGCACGAUCCAGCUUGCCAUGGAUACGAAGGGCCAGUGCAGUCAAGCUAUCUCGCCUGGUCGCAUCCAAACAAUAUCACCAAGAUAAUUCUUGACACGGCAAACGGAAAAAUGAUUGCAAAGGGAGUCGAAUUUUCCUCGACAACCGAUGGCUCUCUCCAGACUGCUGUCGCUACCCAGGAAAUUAUUUUGUCAGCAGGUGCUCUGAACUCCCCAAAGAUUCUGCAGCUGUCCGGAAUUGGCCCAGCCCAUUUGUUGACUAAUACCGGGAUUAAUGUUACGGUCGACUUGCCUGGGGUUGGCGAGAACCUCCAGGACCACCCGUUUGGGCUGACUCUCGCAUCACUAAACCCCGGUAUUCCUGCAAACUCUGACCUUGACAAUGCAACCUUUGACGCUGAGCAACGGGACCUCUACUAUGCUGAGAGAAAAGGUCGUUGGACUGACACUAUUGCGGAAGCGCUCGCUUUCAUCCCGCUUUACAACUUCACUGAAGCCGACUUGUCUAACAACCUCAUUUCGUCUAUUGAGGCGAAUUCUACACAAUAUCUACAUGACAGUAUCGACAGUACGGUGGUUGCUGGCUAUGAGAAGCAGACAGGGUUGAUUGCGUCGAUGCAUUCGAAAGGCUCCACCGCCGCAAUGGAACUGCUCUACGUUGACGGAGGUCGCUCAGUCGUCAAUAUCCUAAUGCAUCCACUCAGCAGAGGAACGGUAUCAAUCACGUCAUCAGACCCCUUUGCACCUCCCGCCAUCGACCCCAGGUACUUUUCCCAUCCCUACGAUGGGCAGGUACUUGUCGAGUCAUUGCGGUUUAACAGGAAACUGUUGGCGACUGCGUCCAUUCAAGCUCUAGCUGCAACCGAGACGCUUCCGGGAACGGCCACCGAAAGCGAUGCGGACAUACUGAGCUUCAUCAAAGGGGUCACCUCAACGGAGUACCACUAUGUAGGAACUUGCGCAAUGCUCCCGAAGGCUCUGGGUGGCGUCGUGGACGCUGAGUUGAAAGUCUAUGGUGUUGAUGGUUUGCGAGUCGUUGAUGCGAGUAUCAUGCCCCUGUUGCCAUCAGCGCAUACCCAAGCGACGGUGUACGCAAUUGCAGAGAAGGCUGCAGAUAUCAUUUUGGGACAUUCGGUAGAAGGUCGUGAAUAA
Molecule: messenger RNA, 1665 nt
Organism: Colletotrichum siamense
Lineage: Eukaryota; Fungi; Ascomycota; Sordariomycetes; Glomerellales; Glomerellaceae
Gene: patE-1
Product: Dehydrogenase patE
Exons: 9
Coding region: 1-1665 (554 amino acids)
Biological process (GO): secondary metabolite biosynthetic process
Molecular function (GO): flavin adenine dinucleotide binding; oxidoreductase activity, acting on CH-OH group of donors
Source: RefSeq, a predicted model, not a curated record